GCCGCAGCCGCCCCGAGGCCCGUUCACGCCGCGGAGCACUUCUCCAUGGCGGCAAUGACGGCGGAGCACCCAAUGGCGGACGAGGCGGACCCGGACCUGAACGGGAUGAUGCAGUGCAUGUUCGGGUGCUUCACGUCGGUGAUGAGCUGCGCGUUCGGGUGCAUGGGCAAGGGCCCCGACCUGCCGCUCUGCGUCAUCAGCUGCAACCAGAAGAGCAUCGUCUGCAUGAUCCGCUGCGGCCUCACGCCCUCGCCGCCGGCUCCCAAGCCGCCAACGCCACCCGGGCCGCCCGCACCCAAGCCGGCACCCCCCAAGCCUGCACCCGGCCCGCCGCCAUACGCCGGUCAAAACACCAAGACCUCCCCCUAGACGCCGACGAUUGCCAUGCAUGCAUGAUGCCAGUAGUAUGGUACUAUACGAAUUAACUAAAAAAGAAGCCACAUAUAUCAUGGAGGUACCCAGAUAUAUAAAUAGGGCUCGAUACAUAACUUAUAGCUGGAUCCCAACACUUAUAUAUCUAGAUUUAUGCCCCUCAAAAAAAGAUAUCUAGAUUUAUGUUAUUGCAGUAGAAACAAUGUCAUA
Messenger RNA from Aegilops tauschii subsp. strangulata, 582 nucleotides. RefSeq lists its product as uncharacterized. The record is from RefSeq and is a predicted model, not a curated record. NCBI's taxonomy places the organism in Eukaryota, Viridiplantae, Streptophyta, Magnoliopsida, Poales, Poaceae.